AGUCUUCGCUUGAACGUCGCACAGCGUACAACGCUUUCAGCUCAAUUUUGAUACUAUUCAUAUAUAAACAUUUAUAAUAUAUUCGAUUUGACGGCGCGUUCGCUUCGUGUGUGCAACGUGUUAAAUAUUUUUUGGCUUUUUAUUAAAUAAACAAGGCGCACGCAAAAGCCCUCAACAUGAAUGAUUUAUCGCCGGUACAAGAAUACUAUAAGGACAAGACCGUGUUCAUAACGGGCGCGUCUGGUUUCAUGGGCAAGGUGCUGCUGGAGAAGCUGCUCUAUUCAUGCCACUCGCUCAAAGAGGUGAUCAUCAUUUGCCGACCCAAGCGCGGCAAGACGCCCGAAUCGCGUCUCGAGGAGAUGUUCAAGCUGCCCAUCUUUCAACGUCUCCGCGAUGAGCGUCCCCAUAUGAUGAAGAAAGUGACCAUCUAUCAGGGCGAUGUCACCUACGAUUUGCUGGGCCUGAGUGGCGAAAGUUUGAAGCAUGUCGUGGAGCAGACGAAUAUUGUGUUCCAUAUGGCUGCCACACUGAAGCUGGAGGGUAAUCUGCAUGAUGCUAUCGAUAUGAAUCUGCAGGGCACACAGCGUGCUCUGAACGUGGCCAAGGAUAUGAAGCAGUUGGAGGCAUUUGUGCAUCUGUCGACGGCAUUUUGCAAUUGCGAUCAGGAAGUGAUGUACGAGAAGGUCUAUGAGUUUCCACACAAGCCCGAGGAUUUGAUGCGUCUGGCCGAAUGGAUGGAUGUCAAGACAUUGGAUGCAGUUACACCCGAUCUGCUGAAGCCCCAUCCCAAUACCUAUACCUAUUCGAAGCGACUCGCCGAAUUGCUGGUUCGUGAUCAUUACGAAACGAUGCCGGUCAUUAUUGCCCGUCCGAGUAUUGUGACGCCCGCUGUGGCGGAACCGGUGCCUGGUUGGGUGGACAAUAUGAAUGGACCGACAGGUGUUUUAAUUGGCGCUGGCAAAGGUGUCAUUCGCUCCAUGAUAUGCAACGGUGAGCUCAAGUCAGAGGUUAUUCCGGUGGACAUUGCGAUCAAUGGAUUGAUUUUGAUACCCUAUCACAAUAGUCGAGUAAAGCAGAAACCCGCUCUUAUACCCGUCUAUAAUCUGACCAUCGACGAUGCUAAGAAGCGCACCUGGAAAUGGAUAAUGGACGUGGGCCGUGAGCUGGGCAUCAAAUAUCCAUUUGAGGUGGGCCUCUGGUAUCCGGAUGGGAAUAUGACAUCUAGCAAAGUGUAUCAUACCUUCUGUUCCAUUAUGUUCAUGUGGUUACCUGCUUAUAUUAUUGACUUUCUUCUGGCCAUCUUUGGACAGCGUCGCUUCAUGGUUCGUGUACAAACAAAGAUAUCCGUGGGCCUCGAGGUGCUGCAGUUCUUUACCACACGCAACUGGGACUUUAAAUCAACUCAUUUUGAGCAAAUAUACAAUGACAUAACCGAGGAAGAUCGCAAAAUCUUCAAAAUCAACACAAACGAUGUGGACGAUUAUGAAUAUAUGAAGAUCAGCAUUCUGGGCGGACGUCAGUAUGUUUUGAAGGAGCCCCUAACUUCAUUGCCCAAGUCUCGCAUACAGCUAAGAUUCAUGUAUGUGUUGGAUCGCGUCUGCAAGACGCUCAUAACUGGUGGCUUUAUCUAUUGGGCCGCCAAGAGCUUGGGACUGAUUGAUCUAGUGAGCCAUGGCAUUGAGGCAGUCGGCAAACGUUGACAGACAUGAGAGUACUCGAAUUAAAACAAUCCAUAACUUGGCUUAUCUUUAUACUUACAUAUGCACCUCAACAUUUUUUACAUUUGCUUGUCAAAGCUUGAAGCUACAAUUUUUAGUUUUUAUGAAUAUGCAUUUAUCAUUAAAGUUUCAUUAUUAUAUACGAA
Molecule: messenger RNA, 1864 nt
Organism: Drosophila grimshawi
Lineage: Eukaryota; Metazoa; Arthropoda; Insecta; Diptera; Drosophilidae
Product: putative fatty acyl-CoA reductase CG5065
Exons: 8
Coding region: 177-1700 (507 amino acids)
Biological process (GO): long-chain fatty-acyl-CoA metabolic process
Cellular component (GO): peroxisome
Molecular function (GO): alcohol-forming very long-chain fatty acyl-CoA reductase (NADP+) activity
Source: RefSeq, a predicted model, not a curated record